GGGGUCGCCCGAGGCCACACCGUGCCGACCCGUCUCUCACGGGGGUGCUGAACCCUCCAGGGAUGCCCCGCUGCAGGCUCUCCCGGCCUAGCAUCCACCUCCCUGCCGUCGGGGUCGGGCUGCGUCGUUUCUAGGGCCUAGACCCUUCCCAUGGGGAGCGGGGCAGGUAAAAACAGGGGAGAAAUUAACAAAAACCCAGGAUGGUAGAAUGGGUUGACAUCGCCAAUGAUCUUCUAAUGAAGUGUCACAUAAAUCUACACAUAAAGAAGCUUUUAGAAUGUGAUGCCAAUGUAUUUGUUCAUCUUUAUGAAUCAAUUUUAGGAGAAAAAGUACCAGACUACAUAACUGCUCCCAGAACCCAAGAGGAUGAUGCACAUAAUGUACAAGCAGUGAUAGAUUCUCUAGCACUGGACUAUUUGCAAGUUAGCUUGUCACAUAUCACCGGGGAGAACAUUGUGAAGGGGGAGAGAGAAUCUAUCAGAAAUCUGUUAGAAAUAUUUGAUGGCCUGCUGGAAUAUCUUACAGAAGUCAGUGAAGCUUCUUCUCAGAGCGGUGAUGAGCCUGACAUGCUAAUUAACAAUGACAUUCAAAGUACACCUCAAGAGCAACUGGAAGAUGAUGCUGAGGAAUCCAUGCCAAUACAAAAACUCCCAUCAGUUGUGGGAUCAUCCCAAUCAGAGAUUUCUAUUCCAUCUUGGGAAGUUGAAGGAUCAGAAUCUACCAGUGAAUUAAUUAAGCUUGGGGACACUGCAUGUUCACUUUCGUUAAGGGAAGAAGGGUUCCAGCUCCCUGAACUAUUGCCUGCGGAGACAGGGGUCUCCAAGGAGGCCAAAGAACCUGAGAGUGCUCAUGUGGCAUUACCGAGUCAACCCUCAACUAGCAGAAUAGCACUUGUAAGAGAGAGGAAAGGAUCAGCAGAAUCUGUUCAUUCCACUGAAUUUCACAAAGAGAGUUUGAGUUCCAGUGCUAAAAAGCUUGGGGAGCCCAUUCGCCCAGCCAUUCCUUUGCAACCACCAUAUCAGCCAUCUGAGCCCAGGCCCCAUUAUCCCAUAGGAAGGGAAUACCAGAGCCCAGGAAGACAGUCAGCAGCUCUGGCCAGUAGUCAAACAAUUAAAACUCCUGCUUCUGCAGAAUCAUGUAGACAGGAAUCUGAAACUAGUUCUGGGAACACUUCUGUGUCAGGGAUCACCUGUGAUUUUCCAGCUGGAGAUAAGAUGGUCUCAGAAGAUGAUGAGCUAAAUGGUGAUGAGGGUGCAGCAAAGGAUCUUGGUGUAUAUGCAACAUCUACGUCCACUUCUCACUUACACCAUGACAUUUCAUCAUGCACCCAACAGACGACAUCAAAAGCAUUAACCCCAAAACCUGAAACAAAGAGUCUGUCUGAUGUUGAGAGAUAUGAGAGUUCCACCCCCGAUUCGCUUGGGGAAGAGCCUCUCUUCCGCAGAAGGGCAAAGGGGAAGUUAUCCGAGCAGGAGCUGGAGGAAGUGUCAGAGAAGCUCUCGCGCAGGUUAAAUGAACUAGAUUUAAUGUUAAAGAGAGCUUUGGGUGAGCGCAGUAGGGAGGAGGAGCUGACAGAUGAAGACAGAUUGUCUCAGCACAGUGACAGUGUCAUGGAUUACCGGAGGAGGAUACUUCACCCAGGCACUCCAUGUCCAAAAAAAAAUACCAGGCCACGGUCCCUUUCUCCAUCCCCACCUCCAUCCAGGUAUCUACAUCCCUCAGCGUUUGAAGAUGCACUUCAGAGAGAUGCAAGAGGCCAGAUGGGGCAGAUGCGCAGGCAAUUUCAAAAGGAACAGGAUUACAGGAGAAGGAAAGCAAAGCUGAUGACUAAAGCGUAUGAAGAUGAGUUAAGAAUUUAUGAAGCUAGAGAGAGACUCGAACUCUCCAAACUAAGAGCAAAAGCUAAGGAAAAGGAACGAGAAUACAAAGAAAACAUAUUUAAAGAACCUCCAAAAAUGCCUCGGCCAGUGAAAGUUUAUUCUAGAAAACCCACACCUCAGAAUCCCAAACACAGCCAGUGGAUUCCAAGAGGAGGCUAUGCGAAGCCAAAGAAAGCAGCUCCAAUGAAAGUAAAGGAUGAUGAUCUCUUGCCUCUGCUAUUGGAAGAGUUUCCCCACCUGCAUAUUUCCCACCACACCCUGAACAAAAUGUGGCAGCAACAGCUUGCACAGAUUGAACGAUUUAAGUCGUCUUCUGGCACAGAGAGAUCAAGAUUGAAACUCCAAAAUGAAGUAGAAGAAGCUCUGAAGAAGCGUGACCUCCUUGCUGAAAUUAUUAAGAAGGAUCAAGAUCACAACAAGAGACUGCAAGAGUUUAAGCAGCGCAUCCAUCGACAGAAGUGGACCCAGAACAAAACAAGAGAGAAACGUCAGCAAAUUGCUCGAGCCAAGAAGUACUAUGAAGACUACCGUGUCCAACUGCGUGCCAGAAUGAUGCGGGCAAGGACGCGGGAAGAAAGGAUAUUUAAAAACCUGUUUGAAGAAGGCUUAGAGAUUCAGAAGCAAAGGCUAGAGGAGCUGAGAGCUUACGCUAAAGAGAAGCGUGCUGAGCAAAAAAGAGUACAUCAAAAUGAACUGGAGUCCAUGGAGAACUACUACAAAGAUCAGUUUUCAAUGCUAGCAGAAGCUGUGUCUCGAGAACAUCAGGAAAUCAAAACCAGAGAGAGAACUCAAGCAAAAAAGCUACAGAAAACAAAGAGGGAGGUGAGAUCAAAGGUGGAAAAGGAAAUUCAGCAGCUGCAGACUAUGAUCACUCAAGAUGAUGAUGAUACUUUCUUUCGAGAGCUGGAAGCAGAACGACUGAAAUCCAGACUUCAGAUGGCUUCCUUUCAGUACAGCAAAAACCAUUUCUUGUAACACUUAGGCAAUUACCUGUCAGUGCAGUUGCUUUCUGGCCAUGGUGCUGUUGAAUUUGUUAGGGAAUUGCCAUAGCUGGAGGAUGGUGACCACUGUGCUGUAAAGCAUCCAGCUCGUCUUGUUUACAAUGUUGGAGGCACGAUGCCAUCUAUGUGUCAGUAGCUGGGACUCUUGAGCACUUUUUUACUGUAACACUUGAAUAAAGUUUAAACUAUUGCUUAACUACUUUAAA
Alligator mississippiensis (American alligator) is the source of this 3087-nucleotide messenger RNA. It is a transcript of the gene CEP95, whose product is annotated as centrosomal protein 95. The coding region runs from base 201 to 2855 and encodes 884 amino acids. The record is from RefSeq and is a predicted model, not a curated record. The transcript is spliced from 22 exons. Gene Ontology annotation, cellular component: spindle pole; centrosome. NCBI's taxonomy places the organism in Eukaryota, Metazoa, Chordata, Crocodylia, Alligatoridae.